AUGCAGGAGCAGGACCUUUUGAUCAUCGUCCUGUUGCUCGAGCGCAACUUUCUCCAGCUGGCCUACUACCUCGUCUACGACCGCAGCGACGCAUCCCUCUCCAUGGUCAGCUGGGAGCCAGAUUCAGCCAUCGCUAUGUUUAGGGCCUUCGCCAAGCGCACCUCCUACGGCGCUUACCAGCUGUUCUUCUUGGCUUGUGAGCCUGAUGAUGGCCGGCUGCCCCUGGCUUCGAACACGGAUCCGCCGCCCUUUCUCUGCGUGUUCUCUCCGGUGACUGGGACGAACCAAACUUGUGCGUGGGAGAUGAGGAGGACAUUGAGGUGGAACAUGCCGGCAAGGGCUUCUGGACCGAUCUCCUCUUUUCAAGGCAAGGGCUUCUGGGCCGAUCUCUCGCAAGCCCUCAUCUACUGCGACCUGCACACCGCCAGUGACGACUCUGCCGUGGAUUUCAGCUGGAUUGAGUUGCCUGGCGAGUGCCAGCUUAACUUGGAGGAGAUGUUGGACUGCCCUCAGCCGAUGAAGAAGGUGACCCGCACCAUAGCCUGCGUUGGGGAUUCCAUCUGGUUCGUCUGCAUUCGUCGCGGCAAGCACCAUACUGAUGACUCGGUGACGAUGUGGACUCUGGAACUGCCUGGGGGGCAGUGGAAGAAUGAGGCAAGGUUUCUUGUCAGAGACCUCUUGAGGUUCGACGGUUUCAAGGAGGCGGGGUUGCCAGAGGCGGAGUUGGGGUACCCUCUCCUCACGGCGGAUGUUUCCACUCAGAUGCUUGGGAAGCACAUUGCACAAAUACUAACAUAA
Messenger RNA from Miscanthus lutarioriparius, 798 nucleotides. The record is from the annotation of a GenBank genome assembly. Lineage: Eukaryota; Viridiplantae; Streptophyta; Magnoliopsida; Poales; Poaceae.